AUGUCCAGUUUAAGGCCAUUAAGUAUCGCUAUUGAUGAUAUCAGUGAGCAGAGACGACAUGCACUCACGUCUCCUAUUGCAGCUAUUGUUGAUCUGCCACUUUCUUCUCCUACACAUGAGAACGAGAAUGACGAGAAGAAUGAUGUAGCGUCCGCCUUAAAGCUCAUUCCAUUGUCCAUGAUAGAUUCGGCAAGUGGUGAGCGUCCUCUACCGUCGUUGCAUUCUCCACUGAUGUAUCGUGAUGUUCCAUUUGCUGGAAUGUUUGUGGUGCAUUUGAUUCUCAUGAUGUUAGUUACCAACAGCAUCCGCACAGAUGGCGAGCGACAGGAGCAGGAAAACGAACGGAGGGACAUUGUGGGCGGUCUGCUGGACUUGCACGAUGAUUCCAACUUGAAGGAGAAAGAUGCAGACGUCGGUGUGGCACUACGAUCUCUAUGUGUUGUCAACGUAUUGUUUGCACUGGGCUGGAUGCUGUUAUUUAUUUUCUACUCCAAGUUACGCUUCGUACAGGGCUCGUGCAUCUUUUCCAUGGUGGGACUCUCGGUGCUGGCAUUUAUGCUAUUCUUAUUGAAUUCCAGUGACGGUUGGUUCUGGGGAUUUAUAUGCGCUGGUGUCAUGGUGCUGGAUUUGGUGUGGUAUGUACGGUCCAACCACGGCUUGGACUUUGUGGCGGUGUUUUUUGAGCUGGUCGUGGAUUUCCUCGUGACGCAUCCAGCGCUUGGAUAUGCCACAUGUACUACGCUAAUAGCUUAUACUAUUUGGGCGAGUUGGAUUUGCACGACAAUUGGCUAUGUUGGCCGCGAUAUGUCACCUUGGAGCUUUCGCAUAAUGUAUUUGGUUUUUCAUUUUUACUGGAUGUCGAAUGUGUUCAAGAAUCUUAUCACAAUUGUGGUCUCGGGAACGACUUUGAUUUGGUACUACCGCGAUGAAUCAACCGCGAUGUCGCCUGAUAUUCGCGAGAACAUCACAGAUUACGACUCUCCUAGCGACAGCAUAACUGGUCAAGCACAGCAAGAUGAGACUGUAGACUAUCUCGACCGGAAGGUGGUACUGCACUACGCACGCUGCGCAGUAUCGAGCUCGUUUGGGUCGAUUUGUAUCGGCUCGCUACUGUGUCCACUGGCACACCUUAUCUGGAAUGCGUUGCGCUGGGCUCGACGAAACGAGUCGGUGCUGCCACGGCGAUUCACCUCGCUGCGCUCGGAGCGAGUGGAGCACUUUAUUUGCACGUAUCACAAAUACUCUUUCGUGCACAUUGCGGGCUAUAACAAGCCGUAUUACGUGGCAGCGCAUGAUGCAUGGAAGUUGAUCGAGCACCACGGCUUGGAGGCAAUUGUGGAUGAAGACUUGACCAGCCGUAUCCUGCUACUAGGUGGUAAUGGCUGGGCUGGCGUGAUGAGCGCGCUGACUGCGUCAGCACUGGCCGGUGGAUCGUCUCACGCGACUUUCUUCAUACUAGCAUCAUUUACUCUAUGCUAUACGACCAUCUCCCUGGCCACUCAAGUGACCGCAGCUGUUAUCAAGACGCUAUUUGUGUGCUUUGCAGAAAACCCAGGACGACUCAGUCAGCUACAUCCCCUCAUUUACCACCGCUUCGUGAGACUAGCCGAGCUCAAGAGCUUUCGUGAUGAAAAGACACCAGCCAGCACCCACGCAUAG
Messenger RNA from Peronospora belbahrii, 1659 nucleotides. Lineage: Eukaryota; Oomycota; Peronosporomycetes; Peronosporales; Peronosporaceae. The record is from the annotation of a GenBank genome assembly.